Rhinichthys klamathensis goyatoka is the source of this 825-nucleotide messenger RNA. RefSeq names its product serine/threonine-protein kinase pim-1-like. Gene Ontology annotation, biological process: negative regulation of apoptotic process; regulation of mitotic cell cycle; protein autophosphorylation. Gene Ontology annotation, molecular function: protein serine/threonine kinase activity; ATP binding. The record is from RefSeq and is a predicted model, not a curated record. The transcript is spliced from 6 exons. Lineage: Eukaryota; Metazoa; Chordata; Actinopteri; Cypriniformes; Leuciscidae. Gene Ontology annotation, cellular component: cytoplasm. Bases 1 to 825 code for a protein of 274 amino acids.
AUGUUAUUUUGUCUUUUAAUAGACUACAUCUUCAGUCACUAUACUAUUGGUGAUCAGCUGGGGAAAGGUGGUUUUGGUGUGGUGUACGAAGGGAGACGUCUGGAGGAUGAUCUUAAAGUGGCCGUGAAAUACGUCACAAAGACGAAAGACGCUAAAUGUAUAUUCAUUCCUGAUCAUCCAAAGCCCCUUCCUAAAGAGAUCGCCCUCACCAUCCUGGCGAGUAAAGGUCCCAGCGUGCCGGGGAUCAUCCGGCUGCUGGACUGGCAGGACCACCCUGACCACUUCGUCAUGGUCCUCGAAUGUCCCUCUCCCUGUGAGGAUCUGGCCCGGUUCAUGAGGCGUCACGGUGGAAGACUGGAUGAGGAGAAGGUCCGGCACAUCAUGAGGCAGACGGCUCACGCUGCCAACAUGUGCUGCGAUCGCAGAGUCCUCCACCGUGACAUCAAACUGGAAAAUCUCCUGAUUAACAGCGAGACAUCUGAAGUCAAGCUGAUAGACUUCGGGUGUGGGGACAUUCUGAGGAGUUCGGCGUACAGGUCAUACUCCGGCACAUCAGCGUACUGUCCUCCCGAGUACCAUGCCAAGGGGAAGUACUACGGCAGGCAGGCGACGGCAUGGUCACUAGGGAUUCUGAUGUUCGUGAUGUUGUGUGGACAUUUCCCUAGUGACUAUGACCUGAUGCUGCUGAAACAGAAGCUCUGGUCCAAACCCAACCUGUCAACAGAAUGCUGUCGCCUCCUCAGGUCUCUGCUAAAGGACAAGCCAAGCCGGAGACUUAGUCUGGGGAGAAUCCUGUCCCACAACUGGUUUAAGGUCGUCACAUAA